AUGCUAGAGGAAAGGGAGCCAACAGAGCCAAGUCUGGCGUCUCUAAUCAUCGAUGAAAAGACGGUUGGCAACGCCCGAGUGAGUAGUCGUGCCUAUGCAAAACCGGCUCAAAAUUCGACCGAAUUGAUAAAAAAUGGUCAUGUCUUAACCCCCGAAGGACGUGUAAAAGAGCAUCGGACCCCGAAUAGUCAGAAAAAUCUGGUCACCAUGACAACGGUAUAG
Molecule: messenger RNA, 222 nt
Organism: Protopolystoma xenopodis
Lineage: Eukaryota; Metazoa; Platyhelminthes; Monogenea; Polystomatidea; Polystomatidae
Source: the annotation of a GenBank genome assembly